AUUUUCUUAUAGUUGCUCAUUAAUAGUUAAUUAUUAGAGAAGUUAAAAGUAGUGACACAGUUCUCAGACAUGUCUUCUGUGACGCAGAGAUCAGGGAGUAAGACCCGCGGAUAUCAUCGCAAAAGGGUUCCUGAAGUGACCUUAAAUAUGGAAGAUUUGAGAUACUUCUGGGAUACUGAUUCCAAUUUGGAAUCACCAAUAAACGUCUUGGUGAAGUUAGUGCGCCCUUUGACUGUCCCCAAGCUCCUCUGGUACAACGUCAAAGUCAAACCAUACAAAACGAAAAUAACCAACAACGGCUACUCAGUUUUCGUUACCUCGAAGUGGGGGAGGACCAUGCCUUUCAUAAGUGAUGGACCCUUGGCAGAAAAAAAGUUCUUAUUUUAUAAUAUGCAUUUUCAUUGGUCUGAUACUAACGCUAAAGGAAGCGAACAUAAAAUAAAUCAUGAAAUCUUCCCUUUCGAAAUGCACGUUCUUUGGAGAAACGAGGCAUACAAGACUGCCAGGAAAGCGAAAAGAGAAUACGAUGGCAUUGUAAUCAUGGCUUAUUUAUUCGAAGUUAAUACAUUUUUUUUUUAAAUAUGAAGCACUUCUUCCAAAUUUGCUUAAAGAAAACUGGUAUUUGAAAAUAAUUUUUCCUACGUAGGUAUCUCCCAACGAAAACCAGCUAUUAGAACCAAUUGUUGAUUGCCUAGAGGAAGUAAAGAAAGGAGUUUCCAGCACCUACAUGAAGGAUUCUGCGUCGGUUUCAGAACUGAUCCGGCUAUUCGAGGAUGACUACUUCCUCUAUAGAGGUUGCGUCAAAGAUUCGAAGAUGACUCACCAAGUGACAUGGAUGGUGUCCAAGCAGAUCCAACAGAUCGGAACAAAGCAGGUCGCUGGCUGAUAGCCAAAUUCAGACACCUGCUGAAGACAAACGGAUUUCCGAUAGCUCGCAAUUCGAGAGGGACCACUGAAAUGUCCAAUGAACGUAUGGUGUACCACGUUCGCCCACGUUCGUUGUCCUUAGCUAUGGGCAUGCAUUACAACAGGUUGUCUAGGACGGCUUUCUUCUAUUCAUAUUUUCAAAGAACUCCUUUUAUGAUUGAGGACAGAGAACCACCAUUCAAAGAAGGUUUUUCAAAAGGAAAAAAAAUCCAAAACAAUAUCAGAAGACCUUAUGGCACUUCUACAAGAAGAUCCGUUUAGAAAUGGAGAUUUAUGAGUGGUUGAAGCCUAAUGCGGUGCCUGGAAUGGUUUUUAAUGAGCUGUCUUUUAUAGUAAUAACUUUAAAACAAAGUAAUAAAAUGUACAAUAAAA
Molecule: messenger RNA, 1299 nt
Organism: Nezara viridula (southern green stink bug)
Lineage: Eukaryota; Metazoa; Arthropoda; Insecta; Hemiptera; Pentatomidae
Source: the annotation of a GenBank genome assembly